GCUGGCGGCUUACUUUGUCUGGAAUCCAGUGUCUUUCCUAGAAGGUUCAAAUCCAAUAGAAAGAUUUAUUCUUUUAUCUUCGUUUAAUAGGAGCCCAUCAUCCCCCAGUAACUUUAUACCUUCAGAUAUUCUUGAUUCCAUUACCUCGAUUCCUCUUAGGCACUCUCUUUUCGUCUCCGACCAAAAGAAGAAUCAUACUUCAGACCGCCGGAAUAUCUCAUUUCUUUAGGUACUUGGCUUUCCUGCCAGUGACGGCUAGUAGUUUAGAUUAAUCUUUCAUUGUUUAUGGAUGCCAUUCUUGAAGGAUUCCCUGGAUCCAUGAAUGGAUUCAUAUUCAACCGUGGCUCGGUUCCACUCCGUUUAAAUGAAAAUCUUGCAAAUGGAUUUAAAGUCAGCCAUGGAUUUGUUGAUCCACCUUUCCUUUCAACCGAUCCUCGACACCAUCCAAGUGAUUCAGGUCCAUCUUCGGGCACGAGCUCGGAGGGAGAUUCACCGGACAGUGGUGAUUUCUCCAAUGUUUUUUUCAAGUACUUGAACGAGAUGCUCAUGGAAGAAGACCUGGAGACUAAACCCUGCAUGUUGCAGAACUGUCUGGCCCUCCAGGCCGCUGAGAAAUCAUUCUAUGAAGUGCUUGUUCAGGAGUCUCCUCCAUCCUCUAAUCAAAGUCCCCCUGGUUUCGAACAGCGCCCAGAUGAUAGUUUUGCUGGGGGAAGCAGUGUUGAUAUCAGUAACAGCCAUGCUGCUGACAACUCGGUGGAGUCCAAAUGCGUUUGUGAUCUGGGGGAAUCCGAAUCCUCUUAUGUACAAAGUCACCGGCCGGUUUCAUUCGGAGAGAUAGAGCCAAUUCGGACGGCUAAGGGUGGGAGAACAAUCAAUUCCCUUCCAAAUGGAAAUCGUGAAACCUCAGAUUUGGAGAGCACACGAUCAGCACCUGCAGAGCAAACCAGAGAUGUGGCGGCCAUGGCAGAGAAGAAUCGGACGAACACCUCACCAAAUGGAUCCAGGGAAAAGAAAAACCAUCAUCGGGAGGACAGUCAGGACUAUCUAGAAGAAGGGAGAAGCAGCAAGCAUUCAGCGGUUUAUGCUGGAGACUCUGAAUCACUCGAGAUGUAUGACGAGGUAUUGCUUUGUCGUGGUGUAGGUAAUGAGUCUUCAUCAUGUGGUCUUCCUGAAUCUACAGGAAAUGGAGGAAGCAGAAGAUUUCAGCAUGGUGGAAAUAGGAGUAGUGGAGAGAAUAAUAGCAAAACAACCCGCUUGAAGAAGCAAGGCAACAAGGGGGAAGUAGUAGAUUUAUGGACCCUGCUAACACAGUGUGCACAUACUGUGGCGAGCGGUGACCAAAGAACUGCAAACGAACUGCUCAAGCAAAUCAGGCAACACUCUUCUCCCUUUGGAGACGGAACACAGAGACUAUCCCAUUACUUCGCAAACGCCCUCGAGGUGCGGUUGGCGGGUACCAGGACACCUGUUUACACACCCCUAGUGAGCAAUGGGACAUCGGCAGCUGAUAUCUUGAAAGCUUACCGGGUAUAUGUCACAGCAUGCCCUUUCAAAAGGAUGUCAAAUUUCUUUGCUAAUCGAACAAUUAGGAAACUGGUGCUAUCCCAGAAAGCAACAAGAGUGCAUAUCAUUGAUUUCGGCAUUCUCUAUGGUUUCCAAUGGCCCUGUCUCAUCCAACGUCUCUCUGAAAGACCUGGUGGCCCUCCCAAGCUUCGUAUAACUGGGAUUGAGCUUCCCCAACCGGGUUUUCGGCCUGCGGAAAGGGUUGAAGAGACAGGGCGUCGCUUGGAAAACUAUUGCAAGAGAUUCAAUGUCCCUUUUGAAUACAGUGUCAUUGCACAAAAAUGGGAAACCAUUCAACAUGAGGAUCUCAAGAUUGACAGGGAUGAAUUAGUGAUUGUUAACUGUUUGUACCGGUUGAGGAACCUGCCGGAUGAAACAUUGGCAAUAAACAGUCCUCGGGACACUGUGCUAAAGCUGAUCAAGAGAAUAAACCCAGAUUUGUUCGUCCAUGGGGUUGUUAAUGGAACGUACAAUGCACCCUUCUUCGCCACACGGUUCCGGGAGGCGCUCUUCCACUUCUCUGCAUUUUUUGAUAUGUUUGAUGCGAACGUUGCCCGUGAAGAUGAGCAGAGGUUCAUGUUUGAGAAAGAGAUAUUUGGAAGGGAUGCCAUGAAUGUCAUAGCGUGUGAAGGUUUGGAAAGGGUUGAAAGGCCAGAGCCAUACAAGCAGUGGCAGGUCCGGAAUCUGAGGGCCGGCUUGAGGCAGCUUCCCUUGGACCAGGACGUCUUGCAGAGAGUGAAGCGGGCAGUGAAAUCGGAGUAUCAUAAGGAUUUUGUGGUGGACGUGGAUGGCCACUGGAUGCUGCAGGGGUGGAAAGGGCGGAUUAUCUAUGCUCUUUCUUGUUGGAGACCUGCUUAGAAGUUCAGAAUAGUAAUGUUGAGCCAAGGUUUUGAUUGACUAGUGGCACAGUCACUUCAGAUUAGAUUUGGAUGUAAAACAGUAAAAGCACUGGUGUUUGAUAAUUUGAUUAGCUCCCUGAGGAGCUAAGAUAUGACUAGGGAGUUUUAUUGCGUAGCAAUUAGAGUCACCUUUUUUGCUUUUUUGUAGAGUUCGAGUUUGAUCGCGGUAUUGUUCAUUGUUCAUUGUUCAUAAACCAACCUUUCUUUAAUUUCUCAUGUUUGAAUAUAGGAGAAAUUUGGAUUUUAAA
Carya illinoinensis is the source of this 2710-nucleotide messenger RNA. RefSeq names its product scarecrow-like protein 14. The transcript has a single exon. Gene Ontology annotation, cellular component: nucleus. Gene Ontology annotation, biological process: regulation of DNA-templated transcription. Bases 286 to 2421 code for a protein of 711 amino acids. Lineage: Eukaryota; Viridiplantae; Streptophyta; Magnoliopsida; Fagales; Juglandaceae. Gene Ontology annotation, molecular function: sequence-specific DNA binding; DNA-binding transcription factor activity. The record is from RefSeq and is a predicted model, not a curated record.